AUGGCAAUCGAUAGCAAACGAAGUACGGCCAAUCAAGCGCUUUGCGUACCGCCCUUAAUGCCCAUGAAGAUCAGGCUGUGGUUCUCCAUACUGGAGAGACAAUUCGCGAUCGUGGGCAUCACCGACGACGAAGAAAAAUCCACAGCUCUCAUAUCGUGCCUCGAGCCUCAGUAUCUGGAGCGAAUUGAGGACAUAGUGAUGAACCCUCCGGCCACGGGUCAAUACGAAAAACUGAAGGCCGAGCUAAUUCGCAUCCUGGCAGAAUCAGACAGCGAUCGAGUGCAGAGGUUGAUAGAAGACGAGGUGAUGAUCGACCGGAAGCCGUCUCAAUUCUAUCAUGAUCUAAAAAUACUCGCCAGUCCAUUCGCGUCCGAGCAGUUCAUCCUCAUCCUGUGGAGGAAUCGUCUGCCGGAUCGCCUCAGGGAAAUCCUGGUCGUGAUGGUUGACACGAACGUAGAAAAGUUAACGCGGGCCGCGGACAGGAUACAGGAGGCGUUUUCGCAGAAUAGACAGCGCGCAAACAGAAUGACUGCCAUUACCAAGCCGCCGGUACAAAACUCGGCAACGAGCGACCCGUUGGCCGCCGCCAUCAACAGUUUGAGCGAACAGUUUAACCGUUUGGAGAUGCGAAUAGACGCGCUGACUACUCCUGCUGGACAAACGACAUUACCUGCAGACAGUCUACUAGAACAUCUGGCGACUGUUGGCGGACAAUAUCUGCAGACAAUGUCUAUCAAUGUAGACGAGGCUUAA
Bombus pascuorum is the source of this 753-nucleotide messenger RNA. RefSeq lists its product as uncharacterized. Lineage: Eukaryota; Metazoa; Arthropoda; Insecta; Hymenoptera; Apidae. The coding region runs from base 1 to 753 and encodes 250 amino acids. The transcript has 2 exons. The record is from RefSeq and is a predicted model, not a curated record.